CGGCCGCUCGGCCCCCGAAAGGCCGGUUGGAUACUCGGCCGCGCGGCGGCGGUGCCAACCUUCCCGCCUCCCGAGUGGGAGCAGAGGCGUCCCCGGAGGAGGGACGAAUUAGUCAAGAUGUCCACGAUUUCGAAGCACUUUGGACUGAAAUACAAAGAAGAAUCGUACAUCUUUAAAGAGCUUGAGAAGGUUCGCCAGGAGACUAAAAGGGAUUUCCUCCGAUUCAAGCAGUUGGCCUCGGAGCCGGCCGGGGAUGAAGACGGCGUCUGCGGCCGCCAGGCGCCCGGCCCGGCGCGGCCUGGGGCGCAGGAGGGCGUUGCCCGGCCUGGACCCCGGAAGCCAUGGGGGUGCCCUCGGGCUAAAGGCGCUGCGGCCCCGCUGCAGGCGGCGCGCCCCCCGAGCGCGAGCGAGGCGGCCGCCCCCGGGAGGACGCGGCCCUUUCGGCCGCAGGCCUUCUACCUGCGGAGCUCGGCGUUCCUGCGCGCGCUGCCCGGCGAGGGGCGGGACGGCCCGCAGGCCCCCCAGCCCGCGCGCGCCGUGCCCGCCACCAUCGAGGAGGUCAUCGCCUCCCUGGAGUCCGAGGCCCAGCUGGCCUCCGACCAGACCGUCAGAGAGCUCAUCCAGAGCGUCCUGGGCCCGAACUACGACCUCCAAAUGGAAGAUAUUUCUUCAAUGGGAAAAAUGUACUGGCACAAAACAUCUCAAGGGCAAGCAGAACAAGGAUUACAGAUAAGUAUUGAGGAAGCUCAAAUGACUGUGCUUGAGGAACUUCCUGAAGCUGUAUCAAGUAUUUUCCAGGUUGAACAAGAGGAUACAUCAGAAUGGGGCGUCUUAGAAGCAGAAAGCCUACUAUUUAAACCUCAGGAAACUUUGGAAGUUCAGCCAGCAGAUGACUCAAGUAAACGUUUGGAAGAUGAGCAGCCUACCGGUGAUUCAGAAGUGGCCAAAAGAAUGUCAUUAAAGGUGAAAUCAUCAGAAUUGUUGCAAAUCAGAGGAAAAGAAGUUAAGCGGACACGAAAAAGUAAAGUAGGAAUUCCAAAACAGAGACAAAGGAAGUCUCCAAAACCCCUGUGGGAUCAAAAACUACCUAAAAAAAAAAUUCCACAAGACUGCUCCACUCCUACCCUUCACAAUCUGUGCGCCACUGUCCCAGCCCGGGAGCUGCCCAUUGACCUGCGCCUGGCUUCUCGAGUAUAUCAUACAGCCGACAAGAAAGGUCACCGUCCUCUGCGGGGAAUAUUUGUAACCUCUUUCUCAGGCAAUCCCUUGACAGAUGAAGAACAAAGAGACAGAAUACUGCAAGGAAUUCCUGCUAUGGGUGACAAUCAAGAAUAUGUUGCUGUCCUUCCAACAACACCAGGGAUACCGCCUGGAUUGGCACCAGACGCUAGACAGCAUGCUCACAAACCAGACCUACAACUCUUGGGAGAGGAAGUGUCUGCUUACCCAGGGUUUACGAAGUUGUUUUGGAAUCUAACUUCACCCAAAUUCUCUGUUCCAGUAUCUGUCAUGAAGGAAACUCUGUAUCCGAAAUAUGAGAGUGUUCAAGCAAGCAGAAUUUUAACUGAGAAAUUUUCAUCUGAAAGCAAGGAAAGUGUCGUUGCUUUAAAUCAGUAUAGCAGAAGAAGUUCUAGGGUUUUUUUCCUAAGAAAAUCUGCAUCAUUUGAAAAUAUCCAAAAAUGUUUCAGCACACAAUCUCCACAAUUAAAGAGAGUAAAAUCUGCGGUUGAAUUGAGAAAGGAGGAGGCUGUAGCUCCACUAGAGAUUAAGGACGACGUGCAAAGCAAUAUAAAUGAGGUGAUAUUUCAGAAAGGAAGGGAGUUGGAGCGUCGGAUGACUGAGCAAAAUGAAACCGAGGAACCCAUCCCUGUGAAAGAAAAUAUAGAUACCAUCUUAGAUAACAUUCAGAACAAACACGGUUUGAGAGAUCUCUCUCUCUCUCUCAUUGAAGCAUCUAGAAAAGCUGGCAUUAGUUACAUUGUUUAUCCCAAGAAAAAGAAGAUGAAAUGGAAGAAAGGAUUGAAACUCAGCAAACUUACGACUGUGUAUGAGGAGUUAUCCAAGCCUCCAAAAAUGCUUACAAGAUCAACGUCUCAUGGAAUCCUUCCUGGACAGAAGAAAUAUUUGCUCAAAGUUCCAUUACAUGAACGUCCACUUCCAUGUCCCAGCCUACCUUUGUGUUUAAAUUUUGACAAAUUUGUCCAAAGUAAGGGAGGAAUUCCAGAAAAUAGCGACCCUCGAACAUGGGCUCUUGGUAUGUUCUCUAAGUAUAAACGUCAGAAGACAACUACAAGAGAGAAAGUUGUUAAAAUAUCUGUUCCUAAAGACUUAUCUGAAGGAGUGAAAGAACCACCAAAACUAGAACUGAGUGAUUCUUUGAAGUCUGAUCUUCCUCUAGAGGUUGUUAAACAUUAUGAAUCCGAAGUGGAGAUCUUGACUGAAGAAAUAAAUAAUAAGAAAAAAUACCCUGCAUUUUCAUAUUGUAGGCGUGGAGCUAUUUAUAGGAAACUGGGAAAGUUACAGAGUGCCAUGAAUGAUCUACAGGAAGCUAUACUCUUGGAGCCAUUGUUUCUCAAUGCCUAUUGGCACCGACAUUUCAUUUAUCUUUUCCAAGACAAAAUUAAUGAAGCUUUGGAUGACUUGAAUUAUAUAAAUAAACAUAAUAAAAAUAAUGCAGAGGCAUAUUUGUCAAAGGCAGAAAUUUUCAGGAGAAAAAAAGACGUUACUUUGGCAAUUCUAAACUACACCCAGGCAAUUAAGUGUAAGCCCACGGAUGCUGAUCUGUAUUUCAGGAGGGGUGAGAUGCAUGAAAUAGCAAACAAAAUAUUGGCCAUUGAUGACUUUUCUAAAUGUAUUUUUUAUGAUCCCAAAAGAACAGAUGCCUUAUUGAAACGUGGGAUGUUUUACUAUGAAAAUGAAAACUGGAUUGCAGCCACACAAGAUUUCACAGCAUUGUUAAAUAUAGAUCCCCAAAAUUCUCAAGCAAGGACACGCCGAGGGAGAGCAUAUUUUAAACGGCACUUAUAUAAGCAAGCAACUCAAGAUCUUUCCAUUGCAAUUCACUUAGAUCCCAAUAACUGGUUGGCCUUGUAUUAUAGAGCCUGCUUAUUUAGAAAGAGCAACCCUUGCAGAGCGCUGCAGGACUACAGCGUUUCAGCUCUCAUAAAUGAUGGAGAUGAGAAUCUCAGCUGUUUUCUACAUCGGGGCAUACUCUAUGCAGAUCUAAAACUUUGGUUGCUGGCAAUUUGUGACUUCGAAACUGUUAUUUCUCUAGACAGAACUGUUAUUUUGGCUUAUAUAAAUAUUGGCCUCAUACAUCUGCUACAGUUGGAUAACUACAUUGAAGCCAUUUGGCAUUUUUCUGAGGCUAUUAAACUUGAUCCUUUAUAUAUUCAAAGCUAUAUUUGUCGAGCAGAAACCUAUUAUAAGUUGCAUAAACUGAAAAAGGCAGUAAGAGAGUUGUCUCGCGCAAUCCACCUUCAGCCAGAUGGAAUCCAAUUGUAUAUAAUCAGAGGCCAAUAUCUUCUUAUGAUGAAAUGCUACGAUCUUGCAAAGUUCACUAUUUAUCAAAUUGCAGAAAUGAACAAAGGUCUCCUUAAGUUGAGUCCCAUACAGCAAGCACUCAUUUAUUCAUUCUGUGAGAACCAUGACAAGGCCAUCCAGGUCCUGGAUGGGAUCACUUUGAACAAGCCCGAGAUCACCGUGUAUACACUAUUAGCAAAAGCCCAAAUGAAGGCCAAGAGAAGAAAGGAAGCUAUGAGAAUGCUUAAAAAGGCGUUGGAAGUUUUUUCUCAUUCUGAUAAAGGACCAAAUGCCGUAGCGGCUUCAGCAGACUGUCUGUAUAACUUGGGUCUUUGUUACAUGGAGGAAGGCAACUUACAAAUGGCUUUUGAUUCUUUUACAAAAGCUGUGAAAGCAAAUCCUGAUUUUGCAGAAGGAUUUUAUCAACGUGGGCUUUGUAAGGUAAAACUCCACAAGGAUAACUCGAUUCUGGAUUUUAAUCGUGCAAUUACCCUCAAUCCAAAACAUUACCAGGCAUAUUUAAGCCGAGUAGCCUUCUAUGGUCUGAAAGGCAGAUACUCCAAAGCGAUCUUGAAUUGUAAUGAGGCCAUCAAAAUUUAUCCUCAGAGUGUGCGUGCCUACAUCUACCGAGGAGUCCUGAAAUACUACAACAAGACCUAUAAGCUGGCCAUUACAGAUUUGACUACAGCCAUCAACAUGGACAAGAACAGUUACAUAGCCUUUUAUAACCGAGCCUUAUGUUACACCAAGAUAAGUGAACUUCGAAUGGCAUUAACAGAUUAUGGAAUUGUGCUUCUUCUUGAUGCUGGAGAAACUGUGACGUUAAAUACCUUCAUUAAUCGUGGACUCCUCUACGUAGAACUCGGGCAGCACAGUUUUGCAUUAGAGGACUUUAAACAGGCUGCACUGAUAAGCAAGACUAACGUGAGCCUUUUUCAAGCCACUGCCAUUUGCCAUCACAGAAAUAAAGAGUUUGAAGAAGCCGUCAAUUUCUUCACCUGGGCUCUUAAAAUGAAUCCACAUUUUCUGGAUGCUUACACUGGACGGGGCAAUUCUUACAUGGAGUAUGGUCAUGAGGAAGCCAGCAAACAAGCACAGAGGGACUUCCUGCGAGCGUUGCAUUUUAAUCCAACGUCCGCAAAAGCCAGAAUCAGUUUAGGCUAUAAUUUGCAGGCCCAAGGAAAAUUCCAGAAAGCUUGGAACCACUUUACCAUUGCCAUAGAAGUUGAUCCAAAGAGCUACCUAGCCUAUGAAGGAAGAGCUGUGGUCUGUCUUCAGAUGCGUGAUAAUUUUGCUGCAAUUCAGGAUAUUAAUGCUGCCAUAAAGAUCAAUACUACAGCAGAAUUCUUAACAAAUCGUGGUGUGAUUCACGAGUUUAUGGGUCAACAACAGAACGCAAUGAAAGACUAUCAAGCUGCAAUUUCUCUAAACCCCGAGUACUCGCUGGCUUACUUUAAUGCAGGAAAUAUCUACUUUCACCACAGGCAGUUUUCCCAGGCCAGUGACUACUUCUCAAAGGCUUUAAAGUUUGAUCCAGAAAAUGAAUGUGCUACCAUGAAUCGAGCUAUUGCAAAUACAAUAUUAAAGAAAUACAAAGAAGCAAAAGAAGAUUUUGCAAAUGUAGUGAAAAGCUGUCCCUCUUGGGCUGCAGUAUAUUCUAACAGAGCACACUUCUACUGUUGUUUAAAGCAAUAUGAGCUAGCUGAGGAAGACCUAAGUAAAGCCCUGUCUUUGAAGCCUAAUGAUGCUCUCCUCUAUCGUCUUAGAGCAGAAGUUCGUGGUAAAAUCGGUCUGACUGAGGAAGCUAUGGCUGACUACAACCAAGCGCUUGAUCUGCAGGAACACGCCUCAGUGACCUGAUUACAUAGACCGUGGUUUCUGUGGUAGUUUACACAGCUCUUCUUCCAGAAAUUGAGACUGACUUGUUGUUUAAAAGGUGGCACUAUCUUCAUUAUUGUAUUCAUUAUAUUUUGU
Molecule: messenger RNA, 5496 nt
Organism: Ceratotherium simum simum (southern white rhinoceros)
Lineage: Eukaryota; Metazoa; Chordata; Mammalia; Perissodactyla; Rhinocerotidae
Source: RefSeq, a predicted model, not a curated record